Molecule: messenger RNA, 2255 nt
Organism: Apodemus sylvaticus (European woodmouse)
Lineage: Eukaryota; Metazoa; Chordata; Mammalia; Rodentia; Muridae
Gene: Cldn15
Product: claudin 15
Exons: 5
Coding region: 1277-1963 (228 amino acids)
Biological process (GO): bicellular tight junction assembly; cell adhesion
Cellular component (GO): bicellular tight junction; plasma membrane
Molecular function (GO): structural molecule activity
Source: RefSeq, a predicted model, not a curated record
AGAGGAGCCCGAUGCAGAAAGGGGAUGGGGAGUCACAGUGGGCAGAGCUCUGCCUCACAGGGAAAGGGAGCCUAGGGCCAACUUGCCAAGCAAGACCAGGAAGCAGCCAAGAAGGGAAUCUAUGUUCAGACAGGUGCUCGGAUGGGGUGGGGAGCCCAGAGGCUUCCAUUUAUCAUAAUUAAUUGAGCUGGUGAGAGUUCCCAGUAAGUGGACAGGAAGAGACAUUAAUCAGAAUCAUAGUGCCUCAGGCCUAUGAUCCCCUCCCCCCCUCCCCACCACCCCUGGGCCCCUGGCCCCUGGCAGGGAGAUCAAACUGGGUGCCAAAGAGUCAAAGGUUAGCUGGAGGGACAAUUCAAGUUCAGGAAGUUUGGAGGAAAGUGGAAUUCGGUGGCCUCACCUCAGCCCCGUGGCAGCCAGAUCCAAGCAACCGACGGGGUAAUGAUAGAGCCCGCCCGGGAGCUCUGAUCUCUAGUCCCAACUCCCAUUACAACCCGAAAGCCAAUAACGUUGUGUCAACAAGACCGAGAGCCAGAGUCAAGCCCAGGGCCCUAUGACAGUGCUGGAGUCGUAGGUGCCAGGUUGGCAGGGUUUGAGAGGUCUUGUCCCCCCAUCCCCUCCAACUGACUCAAACUUCAUGGUCCUUGGCGAUUUACGAAUCCCAUCUCUAGGGUCUUCAGCAUCGCAGGUUGCUCUCAUGCCUUCUGAGUCCAUCGUGGAAGGCUGUAGCGGGCCUGUUAGAAGUUUUCUUCUCUAGACGCUCUGGUCUAUCGGGUCCCUAAAACGCUUUGUUCCUCUGAUUUCAUUCCCUGGCCCUGGUGACAGCUGAGUCAGAGACAGGCCACUUCCCCUGGGUUCCUAACGCCUCCCUUGGGGGCUACUCCUUGGCUGUAUCCCUAAGUCUCCUAGUAAGUCCAACCUCCCCACUCCUAGGGCGGGGAGUCCCGGGCUAGGCCGGAGGCCGGGGGAGGGGGUGGACUUUUGGCCCGUUUAUUCCCUCCAUCACAGUCAACAGCUGCAGAGCGGAGCCUGCUUGGCUCAUUCCUCUGACCUGCCAGGAAGCAGCAGAGCCUCCCAGAGACCGGGCAGAGGCGAUCAGACCUGACCUCCAGAAGACGGCAGACAAGGAUCGGAUCGCAGCCGGAAUAGCUGACCUAUUCCCUGCUCAGCCUUCCUCAACUUCUCUUUUGGGGCCUAAAGCCCCUAGAAUUCACCUGGAGGUGCCACCUCUAUCUCAAUCCCUGGGGCCCAAGCCCCCUUGGGGGACCUGCAUUCCAGCAUGUCGGUAGCUGUGGAGACCUUCGGCUUCUUCAUGUCAGCCCUGGGACUGCUGAUGCUGGGAGUGACCCUGGCCAACAGCUACUGGAGGGUGUCUACCGUGCAUGGGAACGUUAUCACCACCAACACCAUCUUUGAGAACCUAUGGUACAGCUGUGCCACCGACUCCCUGGGAGUCUCCAACUGCUGGGACUUUCCGUCCAUGCUGGCCCUCUCUGGCUAUGUCCAGGGCUGCCGAGCUCUCAUGAUCACCGCCAUCCUCCUGGGUUUCCUGGGCCUCUUUCUGGGCAUGGUGGGGCUCCGCUGCACCAACGUGGGCAACAUGGAUCUCUCCAGGAAGGCCAAGCUGCUGGCCAUUGCAGGGACCUUCCACAUCCUUGCUGGCACCUGUGGGAUGGUGGCUAUCUCGUGGUAUGCCGUCAACAUCACUACUGACUUCUUCAAUCCCUUAUAUGUUGGAACCAAGUAUGAACUGGGCCCCGCCCUCUACUUGGGCUGGAGCGCCUCCCUGCUGUCCAUCCUGGGUGGCAUCUGUGUCUUCUCCACCUGCUGCUGUGCCUCCAAGGAGGAGGACCCGGCCACCAGGGCUGGGCUUCCCUACAAGCCUUCUACAGUUGUGAUAGCCCGCGCCACCUCGAAUGAAAGUGACGUCAGCUUUGGUAAAUAUGGCAAAAAUGCCUACGUGUAGGAGCUCUGGCCUGGUGGGCACCGUUUCUUGUCCCACUGUCUCCAGGACCUGCGGGUGGACCAGUCUCCAGUUAAUAACCUCAGGACAGGCCAAAUUUCCAGGCCUUGCCCUAUGCCUGGAAGCCACGGCCCACUCUGGGCACACUUUAUCUGGCACUCCAGCCUCUCCCAAGAACAGAAGCUUUAGGGGCAAAUUACGUGGCCUCCUACGGCUGGACUCAAGGGGACGGAGGUGUCUGCGGCAUGUGACUCCAUAUAAAUAUGUGCAUAAAUAAAUGUAUAUUGUGAUUGUU